This is a messenger RNA of Menidia menidia (Atlantic silverside), 807 nucleotides long. Lineage: Eukaryota; Metazoa; Chordata; Actinopteri; Atheriniformes; Atherinopsidae. The record is from the annotation of a GenBank genome assembly.
AUGUACGUGGGCCAGGUGAUGAAGGACGUGCUGAAGCUGCCCCGCCCCCCCUCCCCGCCGGUGGUCAAGCUGGAGACCCGCGUGGACGCCGAGUACGGGCUGCCCUCCACCCACGCCAUGGCCGCCACCUCCAUCUCCUUCACCCUGUUGAUCAGUGCUACCUCCAGAUUCCAGUUCCAGUUCGAGGCGGGUCUGCUGCUGGCCGUGACGCUGUCGUCCCUGGUGUGUCUGAGCCGCCUCUACACCGGCAUGCACUCCGUUCUGGACGUGGUCAGCGGCGUCCUCCUCUCCGCCGCCAUCCUCCUGUGCACCCGCCCGUACUGGGAGGCCUUCGACCGCUUCCAGCUGACCAGCCGCCUGUCCCCCGUGCUGCUGCCCGCUCUGCUCCUCGUCCUGGGCUACGCCUACCCGGAGCUUGACCGCUACAGCACCGCCCGGGGGGACACGGCCACCAUCCUGGGCGUGUGCGCCGGCUGCUCGGUGGGCUACUGGCUCAACCAGCGGCUGGGCCGGACCUUCGAGCCGCCCGGCCCGCUGCCCGCGCCCCUCCCGGCGCUGACCGCGCGCUCGGCCGCGCUCGGGGCCGGACGCUUCCUGGUGGGGGCGGCGGCGCUGGUGGGAACGCGGCAGGUGGUUAAAAAACUGACUCUGCGCUUGUUGUAUUCGUGGUACGGAGUGAAGGAACAGGAUGAGGACGCCAGGAGGAGGAGAGAGAUAGAAGUGCCCUCUAAGUUUGGGACAUACACGGCCGUGGGACUCGUUAACUCCGUACUGGUCAACAGAGUCUUUGUCUUACUGGGGCUACUU